CUCUUUCUCACCAGGGGCCUCAGCUGGUGCUACUGUGCUAGUCGAUGUUACGUCACCGUGUUGUUCUCAGCUUUGGAUUGAUUUGAUAGUUGAUACCUUUUGAUUUUGGAUAUGACCAAAAAAGUGAUUUCCUUUUGACCGAUAACAAUCGCCGGCGGCCUUUUCUUGAAAUAGUGACCGUGUCAAAAUAUUGUAAGUCUGACUCAGUUUGGAUGUUUUUGAACGCUUUUCAAAUCGGAAUUUAACGAAAGGACGUUUAAUUUGUUCUCGCCUCGAGCAAGUCGCCUUUUGCGACUCGAGUCGAGACAAACAAAUAAACAAAAGAAGAAAAGUCUCAAUCUGAAAACGGCCAAUCAUCUGGAGGAAUUGUCAGCCAGGAGAAAUCAACAUUAAAUUCCAUCACAGUACCCUCCGAUGGUCUCUACAUUUCUUUAACACUGAAGCUAAAUGAUUUGUUCAGAUUUUUGGUGUAGUAGGUCCUAUUUGACCCGAUUGCAUUUGUACUGUAUCCACUUAUGGAUAACAAACACAUAAAAAGUGAAAAAUUUAUCACCUACCAAACCACCUUUACUUCCAAAACCAAAAUUUUUGUUGCCCCAUUCGGGCCAUGGAUCAAGAGCUGUAUGUCGACAAUUCAUUUCCAAUCCGAACCAGCAAACACGUGCUUCGACAAUUGUUGAAACUAAAACAGUUGAACAUGAAGAAAUUUCAUUUCAAAAAUUGUCACACGAUGUUAUGCACAUUACCGAAGAAGAAAAUGAGAAUCACUUUCAAGAGGAAUUUACUCUUGGGAGUUCUUACGAAAGUUUGAGCAAUUCUUCCGCCAGUGAUGUACCUGCAAUUUUACCAAAUGCCUCGUUUUUGCACAAUGAAAGCAACGAUAGUAAUAAGAUAGAACAAGAGGAAUAUAAAACCGAAAUAUCAAAUAUUUCACAUUCAGAAAGUGACAAUAGUAUUUUAGAACAAACAAUAGCUGAUAAAAGUUCUUCCUUUAUUUUUAAUAAACCAAUAAACUGGGCUAACAGUUCGUUUAAUAAAGGCCAAAGAUCUGAAACCUUCUUUGAAGCUGAUAUAAGUGAUUCUGAAGUUACUGAUUCAACUUCUCAGCAAAGUAUUGAUUGUUCUUUAAACUUAGAUUCUACUAUUACUGUUAAUUCUGGGGAAACAAGUGAUACUAGUGCCAUAUCUGUAAUAAAAGAAAACUCAAAACAGAAAGAUGCAUUUAUGAUUGCCAAGGAAUUUAUGACAUCUGAAAAAGUCUAUCUUAACGCCUUGCAUUUAAUUGUAUUCCAUUUUACUGAACAUCUGAAAACUUAUGCCAUAAAUAAUAACUGCGGGGCAGUCAUUUCGCUAACAGAUUUGUCAAAAAUUAUAACGACCUUGCCCCAAUUACAAAGCCUAAAUGAAAAUUUACUUACUGAUAUAGAAUUAAGAAUAAAGAACUGGAGUCACUUACCUAAAAUUGCUGAUGUUAUUGUUAAAAAAGGCCCAUUUCUAAAAUUGUAUUCAACAUACAUUAAGAACUUUGAGUCCACGUGCACAUUUCUCGAUGAAUGCUGUGUAAAAUAUCCAAAAUUUGCCAAAGCGUUAAAUGAAUUUGAAAAUUCCGAAAUAUGUAAGAAGUUAACUCUGAAACAUUACAUGCUAAAACCUGUACAGCGUGUUCCUCAGUAUAGACUUCUGCUUGAAAAGUAUUUAGAACAGAUCGACGAGGAUAGCACGGAAUAUGCAGACACAAAAAGUGCUCUUGCUAUUGUUGAGGAUGUUCUACACCAUGCUAAUAGUAGUAUCAAACUUGGAGAUAACCUUAGUAAACUGUUGCAAAUACAAUUUAGUUUAGGUGGUUAUGAAAUUAUCAAACCAGGUCGAGAAUUUAUAAAAGAAGGGGAACUUUAUAAACUAAGUAGAAAGGAAAUGCAGCUGCGGUAUUUUGUAUUGCUAAGUGACUGUUUACUCUAUACAACUUAUUCUUCUUCAAUAUCAGGCCUUAGAGUGAAAUACGAAUUACAAUUAUCUGGAAUGAAAGUAUAUAAACACCAAAUGGAUAUUCUUGAAUUUAGCAUAAUCACAAGCACGAGAAGUUUCACUCUUAGAGCAAGGACUGAAGAAGAAUGUGCUGAUUGGUUAAACGCACUACUCUCUGCUAUAAAAGAAAAUAAUCAGAGGCAGUUGACGUUUUUAAGUAUGAAGUGUAUGGAUAAAUCAAUAACUUUUGAAACCCUGAAAUUGGGCAAAGAGGCGCCAGUAUGGAUUCAAGACAAAAAAACCACCAUGUGUCAGAUCUGUACAGCUGAAUUUACAGUCACUUUCAGACGACACCAUUGCAGGUGUUGUGGAAAGGUUGUUUGUGGAACUUGUUCAAACAAUAAAGCACCUCUACAAUAUCUAAAAUUUCAAUCUGCCCGAGUGUGUGAAGAAUGUUAUGAUUAUUUGCUCAAAGAAUUUGAAGAUCCGGCAAAUAAAAUAUUUGAAAAUGUCAAAGCAGAAUUACAAUUGAGUGAUGACGAAACUGCAGUUACACUUGAAAAUCUUAAAGCUUCAUUUAAAAAAUUUGACUGUGCGAAAAAAACAAAGAAAUUUAUACCCCAAAGGUUAAAAGAGGUUACAGCUAAUGAUACCGGCUCCCAAAUGAGUGGCUGGCUUUAUAGAAAAGGAAAAAGAGGAUGGAAGCGACAGUGGUUUGUUUUAAAAGAAAAAAUACUCUAUGUUUACAAGGCUUCACAUGAUGUUGUUGCAUACCAAAGUAUUCCUGUUCUUGGUUACACAAUUGAUCAAUCUUCAGAAGUUGGCAGUGAAGAAAUUGAUUCCAAUUUGGUAUUCAGCUUGAAUCAUCCUGGCCAGUCAUCACUUAUAUUUUCCUCACCAAGUAAACAGACUGCUGAAAUGUGGAUCACUGCCCUUAAAGAAGCUACAAUUUUAAAGUAAUAUAUUGACUCAGUAAUAAAAUUUUAUUUAUUGUUUUAAUUGCACUUUCACUUUUUUAUUAUCAGAUCAGCUAUUGUAAUUUCACUUUUUACAACCAUGAAUUGAUAAUUUUGUAUAAAUGUGUAUAUUUUUGUUUAUAAUCGUUAAUGUAUGUGUUAGACAUUAAAUAUAUUCGAAUAUUUUCAGUA
Molecule: messenger RNA, 3113 nt
Organism: Cimex lectularius (bed bug)
Lineage: Eukaryota; Metazoa; Arthropoda; Insecta; Hemiptera; Cimicidae
Product: FYVE, RhoGEF and PH domain-containing protein 6-like
Exons: 12
Coding region: 736-2925 (729 amino acids)
Cellular component (GO): cytoplasm
Molecular function (GO): guanyl-nucleotide exchange factor activity; metal ion binding
Source: RefSeq, a predicted model, not a curated record